CUACUCUCUCGACCGGAGGAGGACGGUGGCCACAGAAACCCCCCCGCGGUUCCUCCGUCGCCGAAACGACUCCCGAAGCGGCCAUUACCCACACAGCCGCUCGCUCAUGACGCGGGCCCCGCUGAAAGUGGUGCACGGCGCCGAGCCCUCCUCGUCUGUGCGACAUCUCCGCGCUCAAGUAGCAUCCCUCGCUAACGUUAGCUAACAACAUAGAUCUCGCCGCUACUCCCAACACUCCCCCCCCGGUCCACCUACGCACCGCCGCGGGUACCGAGCCUUCACAUCACCGCUUGAUUGAUCGCUAAGACCGGACCACGGAGGGGUUGCCGCCCUCCUGUUGACAAUCAAACGUAUCCUCCCCUAACGUUCCAAAGUCAGGGCCCGUGUCUCCAGAAUAGUCCCUCACUUUUAACAAACCGGUGUUUUAAUUACUAGCACCAUUCCUCCGUGUCCACUUUUGGAGUCACCUUCUUUUCUACCUCAACACCCCGGAUGCCUCCUCGCUUCUUUCCGUAACCUCAGCUCUUGAUUCCCGGCCCCUCGGAGCCCCAUCGGGACCGAUCCAGCUGCUACUGACAAUCCGGUGGGGGGGGGGAGCUGCCCCGGCUGUCUUUCUCUCCACACGCUCCCCUUGUCACUUAUUUAAGUGCGGAAAUAAGAUAGCUAGUUUGUGAGACCUUCUUUUUUUUCGGUCUACAACUGCCACCCAUUCCAGAUUCUCCGUCAUCCAUCUCCCGUGACCGCCUUGCUGCCUCCGAGGCCACGGUACUCGCCAUGCCGGGUCCGGUGGCCGGUAGCAAGUCCCGUGUCUACGCUGACGUCAACUUGCUCAAGAGCCGAGAUUACUGGGACUACGAGGCACACAUACACAACUGGAACAACCAGGAGGACUACCAGCUGGUCCGUAAACUGGGCAGAGGGAAGUACAGUGAAGUGUUUGAGGCCAUCAACAUCACCAACAAUGAGAAAGUGGUGGUCAAGAUUCUAAAGCCGGUUAAGAAAAAGAAAAUCAAGCGUGAGAUCAAAAUCCUAGAGAACCUGCGUGGCGGGACCAACAUCAUCCGACUGGUGGACACAGUCAAAGACCCUGUGUCAAGAACUCCAGCACUUGUCUUCGAAUGCAUCAAUAACACAGACUUCAAGGAGUUGUACCAGAAGUUGACAGACUAUGAUAUCCGUUUUUAUAUGUAUGAACUACUGAAGGCUCUGGACUACUGUCACAGCAUGGGAAUCAUGCACCGUGACGUCAAACCCCACAAUGUGAUGAUUGACCACCAGUUGAGAAAGCUUCGUUUAAUAGAUUGGGGUUUGGCUGAGUUCUACCACCCUUCCCAGGAGUACAAUGUCAGAGUGGCGUCGCGAUACUUCAAAGGCCCCGAGCUCCUGGUGGACUACCAGAUGUAUGAUUACAGUUUAGACAUGUGGAGCUUAGGCUGUAUGCUUGCCAGUAUGAUCUUCCAGAAAGAGCCCUUCUUCCAUGGGCAAGACAACUACGACCAGCUGGUGCGAAUUGCCAAAGUCCUGGGGACAGACGAGCUGUUUGGAUACCUGCGUAAAUACCACAUCGAACUGGAUCCACGCUUCAAGGAUCUGCUCGGGCAACAGAGCAGAAAGCGCUGGGAGCAGUUUGUGCAGACAGAGAACCAGCACUUGGUGAGUCCCGAGGCUCUGGACCUGCUGGACAAGCUUCUACGUUACGACCAUCAACAGAGACUGACCGCCACAGAAGCCAUGGAGCACCCUUACUUCUACCCUGUAGUAAAGGAACAGUCUCUGUCAAACUCUGACAACAACAUGGUUUCCAGUGGCAACAACACAGCUCGAUGAAACGCAGAAAGUGGAAAGAAGAAGGAUGUUUGUUACCUCAACUUUGUCCGCGGUUGUGACAGUAACUUUGACAAGUGUACAGUGACAAUGGAUCAAAGUAACUCAAACCAGUUACACGCACACACACGGAGACACACACAUAAACACACAUGCAUACACAUGCAGGCAGGUAUACAUCCCCCCCCCCCCCUCCUCUGUAUCAGUCUGUGAUUGGCUUGUUCUGGUGUCCUGUCCAGCAGCCUGACCAAUGAGCUUGAAGCUGGUCCUUCCCCCUCACCCUCUCAGAUGGUCUAUUUCCUCCAAGUCUCAUGUACAAGGACAAACUACUGUUAAAGACAAUUAAAGUCCCGUCCCACCCCCCCGAUCCCCCCAUCCUUCCUUUAUAUCGCCCCUCCCCCCUCUUUGUUUGCAUCAGCAUGGAAGAUGGACAGGAGUGUGACCCUGUACAAGCCGCCACCACCAGCCCCCCAACCCAUAGACAUGUUCAUCCAUCUGUCUGUCUGCCCUCCUUGCCAUCAUGUACUCUGACAGACAAACGUCUUAGCACUACUCCAGUUUUUGAAAGUGGCAUGGUGGACUCUCUCUAGCUAGAAUGAUAAUAAUAUUAAUGAAAAAUAAAUGAUUUUUAUUUAGAUGAA
Nerophis lumbriciformis (worm pipefish) is the source of this 2465-nucleotide messenger RNA. RefSeq names its product casein kinase 2, alpha prime polypeptide b (gene csnk2a2b). Gene Ontology annotation, cellular component: cytosol; protein kinase CK2 complex; nucleus. Lineage: Eukaryota; Metazoa; Chordata; Actinopteri; Syngnathiformes; Syngnathidae. Gene Ontology annotation, molecular function: ATP binding; protein serine/threonine kinase activity. The record is from RefSeq and is a predicted model, not a curated record. Gene Ontology annotation, biological process: peptidyl-serine phosphorylation; regulation of chromosome separation; peptidyl-threonine phosphorylation.